Messenger RNA from Brassicogethes aeneus, 2203 nucleotides. The record is from the annotation of a GenBank genome assembly. NCBI's taxonomy places the organism in Eukaryota, Metazoa, Arthropoda, Insecta, Coleoptera, Nitidulidae.
UUUUUAUUGUUAUUGUGGGGGUUGGCAGUACUGCGUGUCAUUUUGAGGUAUAUGGGAGGAAAUGAUGUUUAAUCUUUAAUAUUUAAUUUGUUAUGUUAUAUGAAGAAGAUUUACAGUGUUUUAAUAGUUUAGAAUUGUUAAGAAAAUGCAUUUUUCCAUACCGGAUACUCAAGAAUUAAACGAAGGAAAUGGGUCAACUUUUAUUGGUUACAAUGUACAUAUAAACGGUGUGUUUCAUUGUACUGUGAGGUACAAGCAGUUGCACAAUUUAAAUGAACAGCUUAAAAAGGAGUUUGGAUGUGAGUUGGUUCCACCUUUCCCUCCCAAAAAAUUAUUACCUCUCACUGGCAACCAACUGGAAGAAAGAAGAUGUUUACUGGAAAAAUACAUACAAUUAGUGGGUCAAGAUUCCAGACUGGUGUCAUCAGAACUAACAAUAGGAUUUUUACUGUCCGCCCAACAAGAAACAACAUGCGAAAAAAUACAGGAAAUCAAUUUAGAUGUAUAUACAAUGAACAAUUAUCAAAUACCUUUAAGAGUGUCGACAUUUGACAGGACUGAACAAGUUUUAAUAAAGGCUUUUAAGCACAUAAAUUUGCCGUUAGAAUUUUUACAAUAUUUCUCUCUGUUUCUCAUCAAGAGAGAUAACAAUGGGGAUUUUGUUAUUUUGCGGAAACUGCUCGACUUCGAGUCGCCAUACAUGUCACAAAAGUCUCUUAGGGAAGCAAAUAAAAUAGUUAUAAGGAAAAGUUAUUGGGAUAUAAGCUACGAUUUGAGUUUAAUGAACGAUCCUAUAGCCUUAAACUUACUGUACGUGCAAACUGUGACAGACAUCGAGCGCGGCUGGAUUCUAAGCACCCGCGAAGUCAAGUCGCAGCUGACAAAUUUACAAGUGCGGCUGGCAAAACGCGAGUACUUGGAUCUAGCCAGAACGUUGAAGUACUACGGGUUCAUACAGUUUGCCCCGUGUUACUGUGAUUACCCGAAACCGUUAACCAAAGUAUUAAUUGCAAUAGGCGACCAAGUAUUGAGUAUGAGGAUAAUUGGGCCCGGGCAGCUCGUCAAAGAAGGAUGCUUCGAGGUGACGAGAAUGAGGUGUUGGAGAAUCACUGCCACGCAUAAUAAGCAAGCGAUUGCGGCAAACAGUCGAACAAAUAGCAAUAGCAACGGUGUGGAAUUGUCAUUCGAGUAUCUGAUGGCGAAAGACACCUUGCAACUGAUAACAAUAACCAGCGAUCAGGCCAUAUUAAUGUCGGUAUGUCUGCAGUCCCUAGUGGACGAGUUGCUGAUGAAGAAAAAAGGCCUGAGGAAAAAACAAAAAUAUUAUUCCAAAGGCGGUAAUUGCUCCUACAUGAAACGAGACGGGUCCAGUCAUUUGAUAGUGUUCGAUAGUAACGACGUCAACAGUGGUCCUGCCGAGGAGACGGAAACGUCGAAGCUGCCGGAGUUGUUUUCGAUAAAAAAGCUGCAAGAGAAAUUCUCGAGCGUGUCGUUUAAAACCGGCAGGGAGUUUAUUGAAAAUCACGCGUUCGAAGGUAUCGGUGAUGACGAUUUAUAAUAAAGUGAUAAACAAUGGGUUUUAAUUUGCUUUUGGCAAUUUGAAGUGCUAAAAUGUGGAUUUUGAUUUAAGGUGCUAAAACUUGUCCAAAUCAAUUACUUGCCAUUUAAUUCUAAAUAAUUUGGCAAUUAAAUAAAUUUUAUGAGGUGCAACCUCGACAGUCCAUUUUAUGUGCCAAAAACAUGCUAAUAAGAAAAAACUAUUUUAAUAAAGUCGCCAAUAUAUUUAUGUACGAUAUACAUCUACUUCAUGAGUAAUUGAUUAAUUUUUAAAGUCAUCACAACACAUUUUCCUUUUCAAUGAGCUCAAAUUCGAAUCUCUUUUAUUUGAGUACCUGAGUAAACAAAUUUGCUCACUUGGCAUCUUCGUUUUUAACGGUGUGCAAGUUUUUAUAUUUUUAUACAUAUUUAUAUCGGAAUUAUUCUGAUUAAUCUAUGUUUAGCAAUCUAGUGAUUUUUGUCAAAGAAUUAAACUUUAAAUGCUUUUUAUUUUAUAUUUUGUAUAUUGUCUUACAUUCCGUAGGGAUUUUUUAACAUAUUACUCCAUUAUUUUAUAUUUUUAUAACUAAAAUUGUAUUUUAACUAUGAUGUUGUGCUGUAUGUAAUUAUUAUAAACAAAUUUUAAUAAAAAAUGACAAUAAACCCC